CGCAGUGGCAUCUUCCUUACUUUGUCCGUUCUCCGGGCUCGCGAUCUUCCUUCCGGAGCCAUGUCAGAAGGAGUGGACUUGAUUGAUAUCUAUGCUGACGAGGAGUUCAAUCAGACUCCUCAACAGGCCUGCUCUGUGCAUCAGAACAGUUCCCACCAACUUUUUUGAACCGAGGUUCUAUGGCCCAGAGAAACCAUUUGAAUCUUGUGACAAUUUUGGAUUCAUUGAAUCCUUUUGUGCUUCUUAAAGUGGACCCAGAGUUCAACAAUACAGAUCAGAUUGACCUCUAUGAUGACGUGUUGACAGCCACCUCCCAGCCCUCAGAUGAUAGAAGCAGCAGCACUGAGCCACCUCCUCCUGCUCGCCAGGAGCCGUCUCCCAAGCCCAAUAACAAGAGUCCUGCGAUCCUGUACACGUACAGCGGCCUCCGCAAUAGGCGAGCUGCUGUCUACGUGGGCAGCUUCUCCUGGUGGACCACAGACCAGCAGCUGAUCCAGGUUAUUCGCUCUAUAGGAGUCUAUGAUGUGGUGGAGUUGAAAUUUGCAGAGAAUCGAGCAAAUGGCCAGUCCAAAGGGUAUGCUGAGGUGGUGGUAGCCUCUGAAAACUCUGUCCACAAAUUGUUGGAACUCCUUCCAGGAAAAGUUCUUAAUGGAGAAAAAGUGGACGUGAGGCCGGCCACCCGGCAAAACCUGUCACAGUUUGAGGCACAGGCUCGGAAACGUGAGUGCGUCCGAGUCCCAAGAGGGGGAAUACCUCCACGGGCCCAUUCCCGGGAUUCUAGUGAUUCUGCUGAUGGACGGGCCACACCCUCUGAGAACCUUGUACCCUCAUCGGCCCGUGUGGAUAAGCCCCCCAGUGUGCUACCCUACUUCAAUCGCCCUCCUUCAGCCCUCCCCCUGAUGGGUUUGCCCCCACCCCCAAUUCCACCUCCUCCUCCUCUCUCCUCAAGUUUUGGGGUCCCUCCUCCUCCUCCUGGCAUCCACUACCAGCAUCUCAUGCCCCCUCCUCCUCGAUUACCUCCUCAUCUGGCUGUACCUCCCCCUGGGGCCAUCCCACCUGCCCUUCACCUCAAUCCAGCCUUCUUCCCCCCACCAAAUGCUACAGUGGGGCCUCCACCAGAUACUUACAUGAAGGCCUCCGCACCCUAUAACCACCAUGGCAGCCGAGAUUCGGGCCCUCCGCCCUCUACAGUGAGUGAAGCAGAAUUUGAAGAGAUCAUGAAGCGAAAUAGAGCAAUUUCCAGCAGUGCCAUUUCCAAAGCGGUAGCUGGAGCCAGUGCAGAAAACUUUCAUUGACAUCUGAAGGAUUUUUUAAUUAGAAAGUAAUCUGUGCUCAUUUUAACAAGUCCAAUAUACAGAGGAGUAUAAAGGAAAUAAUCAUUGUACUUCCUUAUCAGCUCCUUCACUUAGAGAAAUCAGUAACUGAAUCUCUAUCUCCCUUCCUUUUUGUUCUCAUUUAAGUCAUUCAAACCACAAAUACUUAAUGAAUGCCUAAAAAUAAGCAGAAAUUCCCCAUCCCAGUAGAGCUGACAUCCUGGUGUUCCUGGACCUCCACAGAAUCAAAGUUCCUCCACAGUUUCUGAUCUCUUCUCACUGCCCUGCACAAAGGAGGCUGCCAGUCCUCAUCACUGGACCCCUGUCUGGUUUCAUGCUUUCCUCGCAUUAUCUUCUGUCUGGAUGUGCUAGAUUUAGCUUGGGAAAGCAUUCUGCAAGUAGCCAGCCCCUGACCAUGAUCCCUGAGCCAAGCACUGCUCACCUUUGGGGAAUGAAGGGGCUAGUUCUUGAUGGCAGCAUAAUUUAAAAAAUACAUAUGUAUGAAUACACUCCACAUAUAGACGUGUUAGAUAUACAUUACAUAUACAUGUGUACACAUCUGAUUAUAGAUUCAAAGUAAUUCAGACUUAGAAACGUGCAGUGGUAAUUAAUAAAAGUCUAUACAAGGACCACCACCAAGACCACCUUCUACAAUUUAGUGUCUGUCCCUCAGAUUUUUUUUUUUCUGUGCAUAGGACAACAUAUAUAGAAUUUUUAUUCUUUUUACAAAAACGGAAUACUGUUUUUGCAGAUUUUUAGAAAUUAAUAUAUUCUGGACAUCUGUCAAUAUAUAAUAAUGCCUAAUGUUUAUCGAGCCCUUACUGUGUGCCUGGCACUGUGCUAAGCGCUUUACGUGGAUUACUUUGUUUACCUGUAGAUGUAUUGUGUGCUUUUUAACAACUAUGUAGUAUUUUAUAAAACCAACAUCCCAUAGUUUAUAUAGCACCCUACUGAAGCAACUUUUAGGUUAUGUCUAAUUUUUUGAUAAAAUAAUGGUGAAACAUAACAUUGUUAAGCAUACAUACUUGUGAACAGAAGUAGAAUAUUCUUAGAAUUGCUGGGUCAGAAAGUAUGCACAUUGUUUAUUGUAAUGGAUAUUGUCAGAUCACCCUCAGACCACCCUGCCCCGGUUUGUACCUCCACUGGCAACAUCCGAGAACCUGUCUGAUUGCAGACUGUUGGAAUAUAGGUGCCGUCUACUCUUCUACCUGCCGCUUAAGCCUCAUCCAUCUUACCAUGGUUCUGUGGGACAACUAGUUACUCUUGCUUUGUGUCCUCCUGAGUUCUCCUUUCGGUCCAGUUAGUUUACUGCCUCUGCUCAUCCUUGGCCUUUCCCAUCCGUCCCC
Messenger RNA from Lontra canadensis (Northern American river otter), 2659 nucleotides. RefSeq names its product cleavage and polyadenylation specific factor 7 (gene CPSF7). Gene Ontology annotation, biological process: mRNA alternative polyadenylation. Gene Ontology annotation, molecular function: mRNA binding. Gene Ontology annotation, cellular component: mRNA cleavage and polyadenylation specificity factor complex. Bases 180 to 1295 code for a protein of 371 amino acids. The record is from RefSeq and is a predicted model, not a curated record. Lineage: Eukaryota; Metazoa; Chordata; Mammalia; Carnivora; Mustelidae. The transcript has 8 exons.